AUGCUACCAUCACUCCAGCCUCAUAGACCAAGAUUUCCGCCGGAGCCAGCGCCUGGCAGAAGAGAAAUCCCAGUAUCGCGCUACAUCAAUCCGCUGUCACAGCAGCCAAUCCGUAGUUUCGCGGAACAGAUAACUGGCCAGCAAGCACAAUUCGUCUUCCCCUUUCCGAGGACCCAGAUAGAAGCCCUACCACCAUCCCGAGCGCCCCAACAACCGGCCUCGCAACCACGCCCAAACUACGACAGCGCAGUGAGGCAUCCAGUGUUCUUCACAGAGCGGUGGCGGAAGCCGCCCUUCCCCCUGCCAAUGGACAGGGGCGGCGGCGUCGUCAAUCCCGUGACUCAGGGGUACGUGUUCGAAGGCGGCGGGGAGAGCUCUGCAGCGGGGAAGCAGACGAAGUUGUGA
Messenger RNA from Coniosporium apollinis CBS 100218, 405 nucleotides. RefSeq lists its product as uncharacterized. The coding region runs from base 1 to 405 and encodes 134 amino acids. The transcript has 3 exons. NCBI's taxonomy places the organism in Eukaryota, Fungi, Ascomycota, Dothideomycetes. The record is from RefSeq and is a predicted model, not a curated record.